Sinocyclocheilus grahami is the source of this 5417-nucleotide messenger RNA. Its product is annotated as transmembrane protein 131-like. Bases 1 to 4650 code for a protein of 1549 amino acids. The transcript has 36 exons. Lineage: Eukaryota; Metazoa; Chordata; Actinopteri; Cypriniformes; Cyprinidae. Gene Ontology annotation, cellular component: membrane. The record is from RefSeq and is a predicted model, not a curated record.
AUGCAUCUCUUUUUUGAGAAUAUGAUAAUUCCACCUGGAGGCAACACCUCAUUUGAUGUGGUGUUUCUAGCUCGAGUAGUAGGGAAUGUAGAAAAUACCUUAUUUAUUAACACAUCGCAUCAUGGAGUGUUUACAUACCAGGUGUUUGGUGUGGGCAUCCCCAAUCCCUACAGACUCAGGCCCUUUGUAGGGGCCAGAGUUCCAGUAAAUAGCAGCUUCUCUCCACUCAUAAGCAUCUUCAACCCUCACAGUGAACCACUGCAGGUUGUAGAGAUGUACACCAGUGGAGGAGACCUACAUUUAGAGCUGCCUACUGGACAGCAGGGUGGCACCAAAAGAUUAUGGGAGAUCGCUCCAUUCGAGACAAAGGGUGUGAUGAGAGCUAGCUUCUCCUCUCGAGAUGCUGACAACCACACAGCCUUCAUCAGAAUUAAAACAAAUGCGUCCAACGAGGACGAGUUUAUCAUCCUCCCUGUAGAGGUUGAAGUCACCACAGCACCUGGUAUAUACUCCUCCACAGAGAUGCUAGACUUUGGUACACUUCGAUCGCAAGAUCGACCAAAACAACUGAAUUUGCAUCUGUUAAAUUCAGGAGCAAAAGAUGUAUCCAUCAUGAGUGUUAGGCCAACUCCGUCGAAUGAAGCGGUCACAGUGGAUUUCAAGCAAAUUACACUAAAAGCUGGAGAAAGCCGAUAUACCAAAGUUGCGAGUAUUAGUUUUGAUGCUUCAAAAGCAAGGAGAUCAGACCAGUUUUCUGGAAAAAUAACAGUGAAGGCAAAAGAGAAAAGCUACUCAAAACUUGAAAUCCCUUACCAAGCUGAAGUUUUAGAAGGGUACCUGGGCUUUGACCAUACAUCCACCCUGUUCCACAUCAGAGACAGUCCUGUAGAUCCAGUGGACAGGCCCAUUUACCUCACCAAUACUUUCAACUUUGCCAUACGCAUCCACAAUGUGUCCCUUCCAGAAGAAGCCAAGACUAUGUUCAAUGUGCAUAAUUUCAGCAUGCCAGUUCUUAUCCCUGCCCAUGAGUCCCGCUAUAUUUUCUCCCUUCUGUUUCGACCAGUGCGACCCUCCAUCCACAUCGACAGCAACAUUCUCCUCAUCACUAAUGCUUCUAAAUUCCACCUGCCAGUCAGGGCCUACACAGGCUUCUUGGAGCCCGUUGUUCUUCCUCCCUGUCUUCGAGAUCACAUCCUAGACUUUGGAGUGCUUAGUGCUACAGACACCAGCAGUUUGGUGUUUGUGGUGGUCAACAGCAACCCAAUUGAGUUGGAGAUAAAGUCAUGGUUGGUGACAGGAGACAGUCUGUCAAUGGAGUUACUUAGCACCGAAAGAGGGAACCGAAGUAUAGCACUGAGCAGAACACAAGAGCUCCAGAAGACAUCAGCAGCCCAAUACAAAACCGUCAUUUUAGCCUCAGGCUACUACGCAGCAUUUAAAGUCACUUUGGUAGCUAAAGCUCUAGAGGGAGUUUAUGAUGGAGCAGUACAUAUUACAACAGACUAUGAGAUAUUAACCAUCCCUGUAAAGGCUCUCAUAGCGGUAGGAACAUUAAGCUGUUCACCCAAACAAAUCAUUCUUGUAUCUUUGGUUGAAGCUUUCUUCGAAGUGAACACAGAUCUGCAGAAGAAUGUGCAGGCCAAAAUCUUAGCGCAGCUCACAUGGCCCUUGCUGGUUAACUCAUCACAACAGAUUUAUUUUCCUCUCACAAACACCAACAGCUCAUCGGAAGAGGAAGUGAUUCUAGAAAACCCAGCUGAUGUCCCAAUCUACGUUCAGGUUCUUCCUGUGGCUCUUUACCCAAAUCCCACUGUGUUCACAGGCAGACUUGCCGACAGGUUUCCUUUAGGAAGGUUGUCUAACAUCAACAUUGACACAAAUACACUGGAAUUCCAGGUCCAUAAAAAUCACUCUUCAGGGAUGAAGAGUUUCACAGGAUUUGUUGAAGGCUUAACUCGGCCCUAUGUAUACAACAUGCUCCUUAUGCCUGGUGAGAUAAAGUCCUUCAACGUGAGGUUCAGACCCAUCACUGAUCACAGUGUCUCUUCUCUGCUAGUCGUCAGGAACAACUUGACAGUAGUAGACUUGAUCGUGGUUCAUGGACAAGGCACCACAGAGAGUCUGAGACUGGCUGGUAAAGCCCCAGGUCUCGGCAGCUCUCUGAGGUUUAAGCAUACAGAGGCAUUGCUCAAAGACUGUUCAGAAGCUAAAGCCAAGGAACCGAACUUCACUCUUCGAAGGACUUUCAGGCUGGAGAACACAGGGCUUCUCCCAAUUCACAUUCGGUCUAUGGAGAUCAGUGGCAGUGCAUGUGAGGGUUAUGGCUUCAAAGUUCUCAACUGUGAAGAAUUUGCACUCAAACCAAACACUUCAAAAGACCUCGUCAUACUGUUUACACCAGAUUUCACAUCAUCCAGAGUGAUCCGGGAGCUGAAGUUGGUGACUGCGGGGGGUUCAGUGUUUGCGUUUGUGCUGAAUGCAUCAUUGCCAUAUCACAUGCUGGCAGUGUGUGCUGAGACCCUUCCCCGACCCAACUGGGAGCUUGAGCUCUACAUCAUCGUCUCCCUCAUUAUGAGCUCCAUGUUCCUGCUAGUCAUCGCUACUGCCUAUCUGGAGGCCCAGGGAAUAUGGGAGCCUUUCAAACGACGGAUGUCUGUGGAAUCCAACUCUCCCAUGGAGACUGGAAAACCAUUUGAUCUCAGGGAAAUUGUACGAAUUCAAAGUGAUGCUAACUUGAAUGAUUUUGCCGACUCAAACCAGAACUCAACAAGAGGAAUGUACGGGUCAAGCGGUGGCGUGCGGGCUGGGGGUCGACAGGGUGGUCCGCACUCCAGUUCCAACAGCAGCGGUGUUCUGCCAGACAGCAAGCCCAGAUCUGGUUCAGGCCGUUCUGGAUCUAUGCAACACUCCUCCAGCUUUCCACUCACUAAAGAUAGUGGCCAAGGACUGAGUCAGCUAACUAAUCGAAGAGCCCGGAGUUCCAAACAGCAGCAGCAGAGCUCAGGCCUCCUGGAGGACCUCCCGAGCUCAGGACCUUCACAGUCCAACAGCACAAGGGCCAACAGUACAGAGGAACAGGAUUACAGCCGACUUCUGGCAGCUAUGGAUAAAGACCUCGACAGGCCUGAGUCUCCUGCCAUUAACGUGUCUUUACAACACAAUUCACAACAGUAUUCACAAAACAAAGUGCUUGAAUCAAAAGGGAAAGUGAAGAAUAAAACAAAAGCUCUUAAAAAGAAAGAGGAGAAAGAGAGGAAAUCAAAGGGAAAGACUCAAGGAGAAGAUUUAAAAGAGCCACUGGCAGACAAUGAUGACAGCUCUUCUACUACCACAGAGACCUCUAACCCUGACGUGGAGGCCAAUAUUAAAGAGGAGCCAGUGAAAGUGAAAGGAAAAUCAGUGUCAGUGGACAGUGGAAAAGAAAGAGAAGAAAUUACUCCCUCUCCUACUAAACCAAAAACUAAGAAACCACCAACCACAAAGAAGGAGAACCAAGUGGAAAAAUCCAGCUCUCUAGAACUCCCUUAUGUCACUCCCCUGGAAAAACAGGAUAAGCAGCGCAAGACCUUCACCAAAACCCUUGCCAAUACAGGAAUUCACAGUGUCCCCAAACCACGAGCUCUGAGCAAAAUCAGUGGGAAGAUGAGUGAUGACCGGCCAUCUCCACUUGGAAAGUUUGUAGUCAAUGGCUCCAUGCAGGAACUGGGUCAUAGCAGCGGAUCAGAUGGAGAGAAAGAGUCCCCGCCACCAGAAUGGGAUGAUCCUCUCAUCAAAACUGGCAGCCCAGCCGACAGUCUUCAGCAGAUAUCUAUGCAGACCAUGCAUGCAGACCCCUUCCUGAAAGGCCCCAGUUCAGUAAUGCCCAGAACCUGUUCACCACCCCCGACCUCCCCUAGCCUGGUGCCUCGUGGAAGCUAUGGCAGUGUGCCCCACACCAGCAGCGAGGCUAAUUUAAAGAAGGCUCCAGGGAAUAAGCUCACCAAGUCAGCCUCUCUGCCUGGUCAAAAUGGAAAUCCAACUUUUGCAGCUGUAGCUGCUGGCUAUGACAAAAGCCCUGGUGGCAGUGGCUCAGCUAGUAAAGCUGACAGUCUGGGGAAGGUACCACUGUCUCACAUGACAUCAGUGGAGAGUGACGGAUCUGACUGCUCUGGACUGUGGAGCCCAAUAGACACCACCAGCCCCCCCAGUUUUGGACCGGUUAAUGCUUUCUCUGCUUUUGGACCCAACAACCCACUUAAUCUUUCUGGAGUUUUCAGAGGCAUGACUGUUCCCAAGAGUUCAGAGCCCCAGCAGAGUUGGCCUGACUACACUCCAGUUUCCCCAUCCAUCUGGGAUACUGAGCCUAGUAAUUCCUGGGCUACCAGCACUGGAUCUCCAGCAACUCCAACAACUUCCAUUUUGGGGAGUGCGCACAGUCCUUGGUCCUUCAGCAGGUCCAUCUGGUCCACUGGCAACGACUCCACCCUGCACUCCUUCAACCCUCCUACUUCCUCCGCUGUCCCUGACUUGGGCAGCCACACUGCACCACCCACACCUGCCCCCAACGACAUAGGCCGCACCUACAACCCCUGGAGCAUGGGUUGGUCUCCCUCACUCAAUCGCUGGAAUUCGGAGCCUUGGCCUAACAGCCCCGAUAACAACGGCAUCUGAGACAGAACAGCCCCACUGAGCAACAAAAAAUGCAGUGGUUUCUAAUCUUAUUUUAUUUUUCCUGGUUGAACAGUGUGUUGUACGCCAACAUCAUUUUAAUGAUUGGAAAAAAUCAUGAAUUGUAAUGGUACAAAUGACCACUGGAAACCCAGUGUUGCAUUUACAAGUCCCCCUCAAAAUUCAGUCCUAUUUAUUUUAGUGGGGCAUGAUAAAAAUGCCUUAAGUUCCAUUUUAACUGACAAAGUGAACGAAAGAUUGAAGACAUUGGCUUAAAGCUAUUGCCCUUGUAGGGGUGUUUUUCUUUACGAUUUUAGAGAUUCCCUGUUUUGAGUAAUACUGCAUUGUAAUUAAAGUAUAUGGUCCAGUAUUACUGUAUUAAAAUGCAAGAUGCAGUGUUACUCAACCUUAAAAUAAGCACUUUGCGUAAAACCCCACUCCUACAAUGCUGUCAUUUUGGUUUAAGAUGAUUGAAUUCAUUUUAGAGCAUUUUCUGACCACACUUGUUGGUUGAUUUAAUGUUCGGAAAGAUACAAGUGGUUGCUAAGACUACAAUUACCACAUUGAUUUGAAACGCAUUCAGGAUUGAGAUUUGAUUUUUAUUUUAUUUUAAUUGCCCUCUGCUUAAAGUGAAAAGCUUCAUUUGCUGAAAUGGGCUUUUAAUUUGAGGGCGCUUAAAGAACCUGAAAUGUGUUCUGUGCAUCAUUCAUUUGUCACUUCAAGAGUGAACGUUUGGUCACACUGGUUGAAAUAAACAUAUCAGGCUGGAA